Molecule: messenger RNA, 1405 nt
Organism: Cicer arietinum (chickpea)
Lineage: Eukaryota; Viridiplantae; Streptophyta; Magnoliopsida; Fabales; Fabaceae
Biological process (GO): double-strand break repair
Cellular component (GO): nucleus; site of double-strand break
Molecular function (GO): ubiquitin-protein transferase activity; nucleosome binding; metal ion binding
Source: RefSeq, a predicted model, not a curated record
UAUUAUCCUUCCUUUUACGAAAACAUUGUCUUCUUCUGUUCACCUAUUAACCCUAGUCGCCUCCAUUCUCCAGAUGCAUCAAAAUCAAAACUAAAAAAAUGGUGGAAAGUGAAGAACAAAAGCGCAGUCCCAUAAUCCAAAAGAAGUUGAUGGAAUCAAAUAGCCAAAACAUGGCUACACUUAUAAGUCCUAGAUUCAAAUCUGCUGCUGCUAUGGCUGGUUGGGAUGAAGAAGCACUUUUACUUGCAACACUCAUUGUUGAAGACACACCUGUUAGGGAUUCUAAACACAAGAAACGUUUUGUUUUGAAUUCCAAAUCCCCACAUAACAAUUCGUCAAGGAAACGUAGAGUUCUGAGGAAUCCACGUCCAAUUGUUCUUGAUCUUGAUGAAGAAGAAACUCCAAAAAAGGAUAAUGGGAAAAAGAAGAAAGAAAAGAAAAAUUGUGUUAGUGAAGGAAUUAAUAAAGUGGAAGAAAAUGAAAAUAAAUUGACUGAAAAGAAUUCUACUACUGCUUCUGCUCUUCCAUGUAUUGAUAAACUAAGGGAAGAGCUUUCAUGUGCAAUUUGUUUGGAGAUAUGCUUUGAGCCAAGUACCACUCCUUGUGGUCACAGCUUUUGUAGAAAAUGUCUGAGAUCUGCUGCAGACAAGUGUGGCAAAAAGUGUCCCAAAUGCAGGCAAUUGAUAAGCAAUGGACGAUCGUGCACGGUGAACACGGUUCUGUGGAACACAAUUCAACUUCUUUUUCCACAAGAAAUUGAAGCAAGGAAAGUAAUGUCUACUACUAAUAAUAGACAAGCAGCAUCUCAGAUUGUAAUUCCAGAAACAACAUUUUAUACAAAUACAAGGAAUAGAAGUAUACAGCCAAUAUAUCCAUCAAGUAGGCGAAACGAUAUCGAUGAGGAUGCUGCAUUGGCUAGAAUAUUACAAAGACAAAUUGAUACAACAACAACAAGGGUUCAUAGGAAUCAAACCUCAUCAUCAUCAUCAUCAUCAAAUAAUGUUGGAAGAGUAAGGACAAGAAGAGGGGUUUCUACUAACCAAGAUGAAGAUGCUGCAUUUGCUUUAAGAUUGCAGAGAGAAGAGUUUCUGCAAGCUUUUAAGAGUAACAGCAGUAGCAACCAUGAGGAACAGCCAUCUUCCUCCUCAUCCACCACAUCUUUAGGUAGAGCAAAUUUGAGAGCUAUGGCAACUAGAGCCAUGAAUCUUCGUAAUAGUAGAAAUCGAAGGAUGUAAUAAUAAUAAUAAGGGAAAAUGUAUGAUUAAAUUGUAAAAUUUUAAAAAACAAAUUGAAAAAGGAGAAAUUAUUAUUAAUAUUGGUGGAAUUAAUGUACCAUAUCCCUUGAUACAACAAUGUCAAGCUUUUACUACUAAGGUGUCAUCUCGAUGAAUAUCUUGUUAUGCAA